Molecule: messenger RNA, 1399 nt
Organism: Maniola jurtina (meadow brown)
Lineage: Eukaryota; Metazoa; Arthropoda; Insecta; Lepidoptera; Nymphalidae
Gene: Dtwd2
Product: tRNA-uridine aminocarboxypropyltransferase 2
Exons: 2
Coding region: 422-1171 (249 amino acids)
Source: RefSeq, a predicted model, not a curated record
GCAUUAGUGUCAAUCAAUCAUGAAAAUGAAUCAAAGGAAUCAAUAUUUUGGAAAUUCAUGAGUAGUUCAUAGGGUGUUCAAGAGUGUUUUUCCAUUGUUUGAUAAUGUUUUAGUUAAGGUUGCAAAAUUACAUUAUUAUCAUUUGUAAACUAUAACAGCUUUGUGUCGCCGAAAUGAUGCGUUGUUUUGUUUUAAUUUUACUAUGAGAUAAAUCUUUUUUCUGAGUACCUAAUGAGAUGAGACCCAAAAGUUGGGAAGCAAAAAUAUCAAUAUCGUUCUAGAAUGCACAUAAUUAAUGAGCAUGGUGUAAGUAUAUUACAGUAAUGAGUUUAUUUUAACAGCAAUCAAUAUUGAAACAUGAAAACAGCGCUUUAGGAACGCUGUAAAGUAUACCUAUUCAAGUAAAGAUUUUGGCCUGACCAUGGAGGAGUUUGAAGCUUGGGAGGAUUUAUCUAACAUACCAGCUGAUCCACCGGAGAUGCGAGAACUUUGUGACAAUUGCGGGAGACCUGCUGUAGUGUGCUGGUGUUCAGCACUGCCACCUCAAAGACUAAACCCUAGAAGCAACAUCAUCUUGUUACAACAUCCAGCUGAAGAAAAACGUUGCCUCCGUACUGCCCCCAUGUUACAACUUGGUCUAGCUGAAAAUAAGUGCCUUAUAUUCAAAGGGAAAAGAUUCCCCCAACCUAGACAUGUAAACCUAGAAAACAUAUUAAUCCAGCCUAGCACUAUUCUAUUAUAUCCUAGUAAAACAGCCAUUGACAUAAAAGAGCUUGAAAGUGAAUUUACAUCAUAUAAUCUCAUUUUAAUUGAUGGAACGUGGCCACAGGCUAAAGCGAUAUACUCAUCAAGCCCUAUUCUACAUAAAUUAAAACAAGUAAAACUCAUUACAACUAGUACAAGCAACUAUAUUAUAAGAACUCAACCAACAGAGGGAUGUUUGAGUACAUUAGAAACAGCUGCAGAAGCUUUAUCGCAACUCGAAUGUGAUCCUAUUUAUAGAGACCAAUUGAUUGAACCCUUACAUAUGCUUUGUAAAUUCCAGCUAGAUAAUGGGGCAGUUACACAUCAAUCAAAAGAAUUUUUACUAAAAACAAAAACAUAUCCAAAAUUAAUUGGAAAAAGGUUGUCCAAGUUAUUAAAAAAUACAAAUGAAUAUAUUAUGGAUUAAGCUAUUCAAUUAAGUUUAUAAAUGUUUAUACCAAAUAGGUAAUUUAUAUAAUAAGAUUUUCUAUUAUUGUAGAAUAAUUAAUAACUGGUGAUGCAUAAAACUGUUUUAAUUUGUACUUACUUUACUACUGUACAAAAAUUAGUAACUUAGAAUCGAAUUAGAAUUUUAACGUGAUAAAGGGUGUGUUAUGAAGCGACUUGGAAAGUGGAAAUUAAACUAUAAAUACAA